UCAGCCUCCCAAGUAGCUGGGACUAUACGCACCUGCCACAGCCCCCAGCUAUAAUUGUCACUUUUUAUUUCUCCUUGAUUUGUCCUGUCUGAGACUCUUGUGGCAGGAUCAGCCUGUGGACCAAGAGACCCAGCAUGACCCUUUGCAUCUGGGGACCAUGUCCUUUGUGUAGGAAAAACCUCCUGGGCAAUGGAAAGGCAAAGAGGGUGCUGGGCCUGGUGUCUGAAGGGUCUUGAGCCCAGCAAGUAUGUGUAGCUUCCCUGGCCUGGGAGGGCAGAGGGGCCCACUGCCACAGAGGUGCCCUGCAGCUGACCCCUGGGGGAAGGAUGGCUGUAGGACAACCCACAGCAGUACCCAGGACUCAGCACGCCUGCCCUGGCCUGGCAGAAGGCUCUGGGUUGCUCUGAGCACCACUCCUGCCCAGUGUGGUGCUCUGGAGAGGAACCCACCAGUGGACAGCUGCUCUCCACUUAAGCCUGAGUGGAGUGUGCCAGUUCCCUGCAUUGCAUCCAGGCCAGCCUAUCCUCCUGCCCUGUCUGUGUUGGUGUGUGCACAUGUGCACAUGCUUACACAGGCACAUGUGCACACGCAGGCUGGCUUUCUCCUUUCCCAAACCAAGCAAGGCCUGGCCUUGCCUUUAGUGCUGGUGCCAGAACUUUUCGUGGAUGAGCUGAGACUGGCCCAUCUGGGGCUUCCAUGUGCUGUCAUCUGGUGCGCGUGGAUAGGCUCAUUUGUUCAUUUUUACUGUAUAUUUAUAGUAAUAAAACCAUGCAGCAAUAUUCUGUCUGCUCCUUCCUCCGGGCACAAUACUGUGUGCCAGGCUGUUUCCUGAUCCAGAGGCGGGCACUGAGUCUCCCUGGCAGCUGCCACACUCUGCCUCAGUACAUGGCCUCUGCCUUGGUUUCCUCAUGUAUCAGAUGGCAGUGACAGUGCAGGUUCUAAACUUGGGUGGGAUUAAACGAGAUAGCUCAGGUUCCCAGUGGGUGAUCAAUGCUCAUGGGGUGCUGUUUUGACUGUUUUCAUUGUUUGUCAUCUUUGUUGAUCUCUGGUUAGAGUGAAGACAGACCUUUGGGACUUGGCUAAGUCUCCUGAACAGGUAGCAUAAGAGCUUUGGGCCCCCAGGUGCGAGGGCUGCCCCUCUAGUUGUCCCCAUCUCUAUUGCUGAUGCAUCCUACAGUUGUUCAGCAGGCACAUCCUGUGUGCCAGGGGAGGGGCCUCUGCAAGGGUGCUUACAUUCUCAGCAGUGAGACAAACAGGUAAUCAAAAUGUUUUCCAGGGUUGGUUACUGUCAAGAAGAAACUCAGUGGGUGAUGAGAUGAAGGCAUGUGGGGCACUUGAUUCAGCUGCCCUGAGGAUGAACAGGAGCUGGCCCUGGGACAGUGCAGACAUGGUGGCAGGAACGAGCCUGCAGUGGGAAGCGCACUGGCUGGGGUAUCAUCAGGGACAGAUGCUGAAGACCUUGUUGAAGUAGCUAGAGUUUUUUUUAAGGGGUAGUCAGUUGUCUGUCUUCUAAAGAGGCUCUUGAGCAGAGGAGUGAUACCCUGCAGCUGUUGUGCAGAGACUGGGCUGGAGGACCCCAUUUAGCUGCCCAGAGAUGGUACAUUUGGAGCCUAGAGCCCAGCCCAGGGCACUCUGGUUAGAUAACCUAUGCUCCCCUGUCCAGGGGGUUGCCUCCUAGCAGGGCCUGGCCAGUGCCCCAGGGCACCCACCAUGCAGGGUCCCCAGCUCCUUUGCAAGCACAAGUCAGGCUGCCUUCAUGGCCCCUUUUUGACUCAAGCCUACAGGGGUAAAGGGGGCAACAGCUGUUCCUGGCAUCCACAGCCCUGUAGCCCCCUGAGACUGACUUUAUUCUGGCCUGGUCCCAGCAUGGGUAGAGGUGCUUAAGGUGUUAGACAGGUGCUUGCAUGGGCUAACCUGGCUCCCCCUCCACACUUCCCACAGACCCAGCCUUGUUACUGAGGUCUGGUGGGGGGGCAGGGUUGCAUCCGGGGAGUGUGUCCUCCUGUGGCCCUUAAUGUCCCACAGUCCCUGGGCUCACGUUGUGCUUGGCUGCCUGGAGGUGGAGCCCUCCCCAAAUCUGACAUCACCAGCCCUAACAUGAGUGUCCAGUGGCUCCUGCCAGCCCUGGUUCACCUCACCCCUAUUCUGCACAACUUCACUUCAGGCAGCUUUCCCUGUGCCACAGCACUGGCCUGACUGCACAGCUCUCUGAAUGCUUAGGCUCCAGCCCUGGGCACCUAUGCAGCAGUGCAGACAGGGGUCCUUCACUCAGCAAACCUUAUGUCCACUGUGGAGAAGAAAGUGGCCCUUGGGCCUGGCUGCUGGUAAGGUGAGCCUUGCCAUCAUGGGGUUCAGGGGACCCCACUGCUCUCCCUUGGGCAGUGUUUCCAGUGCUGUUGAGCCCAAGGACUGCCUUCUCCAGCACAAACACGGGGUAAGUACUUGAGGCCCUCCCUGUGGGAUCUGGUGGCUUUCUGUUGUAGACAGUGGGUAGGAGGGGUCCUCCCACCCAGUACCAACUGCUGGGCGUACUUUCACAAGUCCUGUCCGUCUCUGAGACCCAGGCUUCUCAUCAGUAAGUUGGGGAAACCUGCACUUCCCCAAUGGUUCCCAGCAUGUGAUGCCUGGCCUGGAGGACGCUGGAGAGCCUGGUCCCCGAUUUAAGUAACUUGCCCCAGGAGGCUGGGUCCAGCGCCCCAUUUAGCCCUUGGCCAUCCAGCAUAGUGUCAGGGCCGGGCAUGGACUUGAACUGCGGGCAGCCGGGCACACCUGAGGCGCAAGAGUGGCCCGGAACACACAACUAUUGUGCAUGGUGGUGGAAGGUUGCCACCCUCCAGGCUCAAGUCCGAGAGGCCUGGCAGAGGAAGCCUGAGAAACUUCGCUAGCUUGUGUAGCUGGGAUGCCCGGCUGUACUCUAAAGACCGGGACGUGUUCAGGCGGGUGAGCCCCGAGUUCGGCUGGCAUUCACCGCUCCAGGACGCCGGCUAAUCGGCGUGUUGGAUCUUGGGAGUUGUAGUCUUUGUAGGUCAGGGGCGGAGCCGCUGCUUGGGAUCCGUGGCUAUUGGGUGGCGCCUGGCGCACACGGCUCUUGCUUUUGCACACUGCCCCCUUCGCUUCUCAACGACGCAUCGUAGCGCGGCGAUGGGCUCUGCGACGACCUGCGUCAGGGAUUGGAGGGGAGGUGGGGCCCAGGGACACGGCUGCCCGCGGGUUGGUGGGGCGUGAAGGAGGCGGGUCCGCGCAUGCGUUGAAGGGUGGGGGCCGGCCGGGCCUCAGGGGCCAGUGCCAAGAUGUCGACGGCGUCGGUACCGGAGCUGAAGCAGAUCAGCCGAGUGGAGGCGAUGCGCCUGGGCCCGGGCUGGAGCCACUCGUGCCACGCUAUGCUGUACGCCGCCAACCCCGGGCAGCUCUUUGGCCGCAUCCCUAUGCGCUUCUCGGUGCUGAUGCAGAUGCGCUUCGAUGGGCUGCUGGGCUUCCCUGGGGGCUUCGUGGACAGGCGUUUCUGGUCGCUGGAGGAUGGACUGAACCGGGUGCUGGGCCUGGGCCUGGGUUGCCUGCGCCUCACUGAGGCUGACUAUCUGAGCUCGCACCUUACCGAGGGCCCGCACCGCGUCGUGGCGCACCUGUACGCGCGGCAGCUGACGCUGGAGCAGCUGCACGCCGUGGAGAUCAGCGCGGUGCAUUCGCGCGACCACGGCCUGGAGGUGGGGCCACCGCCCGGGUCCCGCCCCCCGCCCCGGGGUUUGGCUCUGGCCCCGUGGAAGGCACCGAUGGGUGCUGGGCCUUGUAAGGGUCCCACUGUACACCCAGAAGGACCGAGUUGGAGGUUUCCCCAACUUCCUGAGCAAUGCCUUCAUCAGCACCGCCAAGUACCAGCUCCUCUUCGCCCUCAAGGUGCUCAACAUGAUGCCCGAGGAGAAGCUGGCUGAGGCUUUGGCUGCAGCCACAGAGAAGCAGAAGAAGGCCCUAGAGAAGCUGCUCCCGGCUUCCUCCUGAGGAGGUUCCUGUGCCAGCUGUCACUCCCCCCCACCCCUAGCUGUAUCUAUGCCCACAGCCUGAGAAGACUUAGCCCUGGGAUUCCUGUGAAAGUGUGUCUUCUAGAGUGUUUCUGUGUUUGCUCUUCUGACUGCACAGGGCAGGCAGGCAUCUCAUCAUCUCCACUGUCCCAAGCAGUCAUCAGGCAGUGGCUGGGCCAGCUGGGACCCAGCCCAUCCUCUCAGGUUGGUCAGUGGGGGGUUUGGGCGCACUGGGCCUGGCUCUUCAGGCUCAGGAUGUUCGUACCACCCAAAGGCUCAAACUCCUCAGUGUGCUUCUCAUCAGGUAGUACCCAGUCGUCUAAGGGGGCAGGUGUACAGCUCCAGGUCGCUCAGAAGAGUUUGCUUUGGUGAGGGAUACCUUUGUCUAGGUCUGCUUGUUGCUGCAUUCUUCUGGAGCUAUGGCCCCUAAGUCUGGAGGAGCCAGCUUGGGGUAGGAUCUUACACUGUUAUUUUUGGUUGUUGUUGGAUUUGCUUUGUUAGAUUUCUCUCAUUCACCAAUGUGUGAACUAUAGGUGAAGCUUCAGAGUGGCUUUACCCCACUGUGGCUUAGUUCCUAGGAGGGUUGGGGUCUCAGGGACCCAGCUGUGUAUGGAGUUGUUGAAGGAGAAAAAGACAAUAAAUAAAGUCGCUCCUCAGCUG
Messenger RNA from Otolemur garnettii (small-eared galago), 4676 nucleotides. RefSeq names its product nudix hydrolase 16 like 1 (gene NUDT16L1). The record is from RefSeq and is a predicted model, not a curated record. The transcript is spliced from 3 exons. NCBI's taxonomy places the organism in Eukaryota, Metazoa, Chordata, Mammalia, Primates, Galagidae. Gene Ontology annotation, cellular component: nucleus. The coding region runs from base 3291 to 3929 and encodes 212 amino acids. Gene Ontology annotation, molecular function: snoRNA binding.